UUCGGCCGACGCGCUCCAAAUAUGACCUUGGACACGGCUGGAUAGUUUCACAAAUAAAGCAAAGUAGAUUGAACAGAAAAAAUUAUCUGUGAAUUUUAAUAAAACAUCACGUUUUGAACCCAGAAAGUUGAAAAGUAUAUGUUUGGAAGAAGUUCGUAUCGGCUUUCGUUGACAAUUGUUGAGGUCUACCCAUAGUUAAACAUGGGAUCUAUAAAUACAUUCUAUUCUCGGAAAAAAGCCUGUUAACUGUAUCAUUUAGUGAACAUAUUUGAAGGCAACUAGUUGGAUUUUAAUGGCAGAACGGAUACGACAUCAUCCGCCUAUGGCUGGUCAGCAUCUGUACUGGAUGUCCCCGCUGACGGUCUUGCCGUCCUGGGUUCGGGAUAAGAUAGCCACAUCAGUGGACGCCUCCAACCGGUUUCAUGAGGUGGCAGAAGUUCUCGGAUACACAUACGAGCAGGCGCUCGCAACAUUGGUCCGGUCCCAGGGUAACUACCAUUGCCGUUCUAGUCCUACUUUACUGCUAUUGCAAGACCUUGCGGGCCACAACUGCACCCUUGGGAGACUUCAGGACGCAUUCGCGGUACUAAAUCAUCCGGCUGUGAUACAUAUCCCAACAUGGCUGAGAUCCGUUACCAGGGACCACAGUGUGUACCAUUCGGGUACGCAAGUCACUGAGGAGCCGUUUUGUAACUGCGAGACCUGUAAUAACCACAACCGUGACGCCACACCGCCUUCCGUAUCCGGUGGGUGCGGACAAGCAAACUGUAGCUGUCUGCGUCCGCCGCCGUACGAAGACAGACCUGUAAGAGGCCCUUAUACCCAGUCCGGAAACACAAGGGGAAUCGGAAGAAGCACAUCUGUGGAAAUUCCGAACAGCCCCCCGAACAGGUUAACGCCACAUGGUGAAUUUGUCGAGCGGGAGACUUUUGCGAGAGCACUUCCACUUCCGGUUUCUCAGUCUUAUACCAAUUCAGUUGUGCAGACCUCCUGCUGCCUGUGUGACCAGUGCAGGUCGGACCGGCACGAAACUAAAGUGCUUCAAACAUUUGAUGCGCCGGAGACGCAUUGUACUUUAAGUUGCAGUCCAACAAGAGGAGACAACCGACGUAACACUAACCAUGACAUACACAACUUACAGAUGGCAGGUAGUAAUAACUCUGAUCAGACGCAAGUGAAGAGUCGAUGUUCAGAAGAUCUCACGAAUCGGGCAUCAGAGGUGAGCGGUCAUGACUCCGAUCAGACACAAGUGAAGAGUCGUCUCACGGAAUCUCUCAUAAACGGAAAUUCUGCAGCUGUGAAUCAAGGACAAAAUAUCGCUUUAACAAAAUGGAAUGGAAGGAACUCUUGGGGCGGUUCUUCUUCCUUGUCGUCAUCAUCUAAUAACCUUAGGCCGAGCAUUUCCGAGGGUUCGAAUCUGUCAAGAACUUCAUCGCGAAACACGUCAACAGCCGAGGACGUGAGCGACCAGGGUCCAAUUUACCCAGGCUACCACAAUAGACUAACCGAAUCUCUCUCGCAGGGCGAUUCGAACAUUAAGACAAGCAAUGUGCCAUCCCGAAACGGCGUGAAUAGCCCGCCCGCGUAUUCAGCGCUUGGGAAAAUUCCUGGUAGAGAGGACAGAGUGUCCCUCCCGGGGCAGGUGGCGCUCCGUUCUUUGAUGGUUUUUAUAACGUAUUCUUAUAAUCAGCACCGAGACGACUUGAGCUUCCUGCGGGAUCUGGAGGCCUUGUGCUUGCUAGUGAGACAGUGCGGAAUCCGCAUCAAAAUUGACGUAGACGAUGAAUCGUAUAGCGAGCGGCGAAUCAACAAGCUAGAUUGGUUGGAAACGUAUGUCAAAAAGGCCGAUUAUGUGAUCGCCUGUAUCACCCCGACGUAUCACAGCGACAUCCAGCCGUCCCCGGCCACCGCCGUCCCUAUGGAGAGUCAACUCAACGCCCGCUUCAUCUACAAUAUGCUGCGCGACGAGUUUUACAGCAAUCACAGCCGAAACUUCCGCAUGGUGCCUGUACUGUUCCCGAGCUCUGGAGCCAUCGAAAGUCACGUGCCGGAUUGCAUGCGUUCAACGAUCAUACAUAAUUUUCCUUCUCAAGCGGAUAAGAUCACCAAAUUGUUUUCUCGGACAUGAUGCGACCUUUACCAUGCAAUAGCUUUGGGCAAGAUCUCCAAGAUAACCAUGCCGUCCCUCAUUGCAAACAUUCUGUAAUUUGAUCUAAGCCUUUAUCUUAAAGCGAGUACAUGCGAUUUCAAUGUCAACAUUAUAUUCUUUCAAUUCUUUCAUUCGUAAACCAACAUGUGAAUAAGACCAAGAAAAGUAUACUUGAAGUAAUAAAAUAUAUUUUAUGGUAACAUCAAUCUAGCAUGGUUAACAUCAGUGAGAUUUAAAACGAGCAAGUAAACGCCGAUACCUGGGGCUUUCCAAACUAGGUACGCCUCUUGAGUACAUGAAGGAGAUUUCUGCUGUGCAGAUGUUUAUUAUUCGCUGCUGUACGGGUGCUAAUUAUUCGUAAUUGAAGAUAAAUUAUCUAUCGAUUAUUGACUGGUAAUUUUUCUUUUGAACUUUCACUCUAGUUUUUUAUUCAUCGACGUUUAAUCUAUACAAAAAUGAUCGUAUAGACUCGCUUAAAUCGCUGAAUCAAUCCUAACUCAGAGAUCAAAUGUUACACGCGAUGUAAUUGUCACUUUCUGAUAUGACAUAGAUUUAAUUUCGUUUAGUUAUAUGCGUAACUGCGUGUUUCGGUUGAAAUAUUCAUAUUUGCGAAGCACGCGUAGUUUCUAUGUAAACCAUCACCAGUCGAUGGUACAAAAGUUAUUCUUCUUGAGAAGUCUUCUUAAGCUAAGUGUUUGCGUCAUUGUAUGUUGCAUUUAUGUUUGGAACUAGUGUUGCACAAACACUUUCUGAGUAUAUUUGUUACCAAAGUGAUUAUGAUUGACAAUGUUACCUGCUGUAAAUAUGAUUUGAUUGCGAAAUCAUUGUAUACCAUUAUGUCAAAUGGUACUAGUAUACAGUUAAUAUAUUGUUAUAAUUAUUAUAUAUAUAUAUAUGGUUGUUCACAGAGAUUGUUAUACAUUUUUUUAAAUAAUAAAAUACAUAUUUUCUUA
Dreissena polymorpha is the source of this 3102-nucleotide messenger RNA. RefSeq lists its product as uncharacterized. Gene Ontology annotation, biological process: positive regulation of canonical NF-kappaB signal transduction; humoral immune response. Lineage: Eukaryota; Metazoa; Mollusca; Bivalvia; Myida; Dreissenidae. Bases 293 to 2128 code for a protein of 611 amino acids. The transcript has 5 exons. The record is from RefSeq and is a predicted model, not a curated record.